GACACCGGGGGAGACAAACUCCCUCCUCUUUUUAAAAAGCACCUCGGGAUCUCUUACGUCUUCCUGAACAGGGCUCCAGGAACCCUCCACACAGUUAGCGUCUCGCGUAUACAUGAACACACACACACACGUACGUACCCCAGACAUCAAAGGCCAUGGGGGAUCAGUAUGAAUACAGAUGGGAGGAACCUGGCUUGUCGAGUGGACUCAAACCAAACCGCGUUAACCCAGUGCUUGUGCUUUUGGCUGCACCGCUGCCUGUCACCCACGUCGCCCCUUCUCUCUUUCAGAACCACUCAGUACGCAUGUGCUUUGCUUCACUAUCUAAUCCCAAAGCAGGGCAGCGGCAAGGAGCUGUCCAUAAAACUCCAACAGCUGGAGGCUAACAUGAGUGCAGGACGCAAGCUGCUGCGGUUGGGGAGCAGUGUGGAUGCGGUGCAGGCUGCCCGGCGGAGUGCUGUGCUGAGGGACCCUGUGCUGCGGCUGUGCCUGACGGGGGUGCAGCUGAGCCGGGCUGUAUCCUACCUGUGUGACAAUGUGGUGUGGCUGUGCAGUGUGGGCGCUGGGCUGGACCGAGAGGCCUGGAGCCGGUGUAGCUCCCGCUGGUACCUGCUGUCACUGGGCCUCAGCCUGAGCCGAGACCUGUACCAGCUGGUUUGCCUGCUGCGGCAAGCGGGCAAGGAGGGCCCCAGUCCCCAGCUCCCGCUGUCCACAGCCCCCACCUGGGCACAGCCUGUGGACAGGGUGCAGGAGCUGGUGACGUUGCUGUAUCGAGGACUUCGGGACAACCCACCACUCCUCCUGGACCUGACCAAGAACCUGUGUGACCUGCCACUGCCCCUUGAUAAGCUGGACGUCUACAGGAGCAGCACGGGGCUGGGGGCACUGUGUGGCCUCCUCUCCUCCCUCCUCUCCCUCCUCACUCUCACACACCCCCCGCUCAGGCUCCAGCCCUGAGCCAGACCCACAGCAUAGCUCAGGUCUGGAAUUCCACCACAACACACAGUCUCAGCCUGGGGCACAAUUCUCCUCGUAUAUAAUAAUAAUAAUCCUUGCAUUUGAUAUAACACUUUUCACGU
Molecule: messenger RNA, 1079 nt
Organism: Callorhinchus milii (elephant shark)
Lineage: Eukaryota; Metazoa; Chordata; Chondrichthyes; Chimaeriformes; Callorhinchidae
Product: peroxisomal membrane protein 11B
Exons: 2
Coding region: 169-957 (262 amino acids)
Biological process (GO): regulation of peroxisome size; peroxisome fission
Cellular component (GO): peroxisomal membrane
Source: RefSeq, a predicted model, not a curated record